Charadrius vociferus (killdeer) is the source of this 867-nucleotide messenger RNA. It is a transcript of the gene STX11, whose product is annotated as syntaxin 11. The record is from RefSeq and is a predicted model, not a curated record. Gene Ontology annotation, biological process: exocytosis; intracellular protein transport; synaptic vesicle fusion to presynaptic active zone membrane. Gene Ontology annotation, molecular function: SNAP receptor activity; SNARE binding. Gene Ontology annotation, cellular component: endomembrane system; SNARE complex; plasma membrane. The coding region runs from base 1 to 867 and encodes 288 amino acids. Lineage: Eukaryota; Metazoa; Chordata; Aves; Charadriiformes; Charadriidae. The transcript has a single exon.
AUGAAAGACCGGUUAAAUGAGCUGCGUGAAUUUGCCAGAUUACACAACCAACAGUUUUCUGAUAGUGAGGAUGAUGAAAAUUCACCCCGUGAUGUUCUCCUUUAUGAGACUGAUUAUGCCUUGGAAAUUCUUCAUAAAGACAUACAGAACAUCCGGACAGAAAAUGACCACCUAAAAGAGGAUGUCAAGCGGCUCAGAAAGCAAAACAGCCGCUUCCUUACUUCCAUGCGCCGUAUCAGUAGCAUCAAACGAGAUACUAAUUGUAUUGCCAGAGACAUCAAGGCCCGUGGAGAAAGCAUCCAUAGGAAACUCCAGAUAAUGAGAGAUUUCAGCGAGGAUGCAAUAACGAAAUACGGGGCUAUGUCUGUCAUUGCCAGGGUAGCGAAGAACCACUAUGUUGACCUCAUGCACGCCUUCCAGAAAGCUAUGUUUGAAUACAACGCAACAGAGAUGAACCAACGGGAGAACUGCAAAAUUCGAAUUCAGCGGCAGCUAGAGAUCAUGGGCAAGGAAGUUUCUGGCAACCAGAUUGAGGAGAUGAUUGAGCAAGGCAAGUGGGACGUCUUUUCUGAGAAUCUCUUGUCGGAUGUUAAGGGGGCUCGCUCAGCCUUGAAUGAGAUAGAGACACGUCAUAAGGAGCUGGUGAAGUUAGAAGGUCGCAUCAAGGAAGUUCAUGAGCUCUUUCUGCAGGUGGGCCUGCUAGUGGAGGAACAGGCGGACACCUUCGAUGUCAUUGAGAUAAAUAUGCAAAAUGUUGAGGACUAUGUAGGAGAUGCUAAAGAGCAAGUGAAAAAAGCUUUGGAAUAUAGAAGAAAACACCCCCUCAGAACAAUCCUCUGCUGCUGCUUAUCCUGUUGCAGAAAGUGA